This is a messenger RNA of Nicotiana tabacum (common tobacco), 375 nucleotides long. NCBI's taxonomy places the organism in Eukaryota, Viridiplantae, Streptophyta, Magnoliopsida, Solanales, Solanaceae. The record is from RefSeq and is a predicted model, not a curated record.
UACACGGCACCUAAGAAGAGAGCAAGAAUUGGAAAAGGGGCCAAUACUGCUUCAGGAGUGGCAGUUGACCCUCUAUUUGAUGAUACGGUUGAAUACCCGCGGGGUAAAGAUAAUCCCCCGACUUCUUCACUUUCUGAUGAGAAUCUUAGGGAAGCUAUUCAAAUGCUGACUCAGAUAGUGGCUUCUCAGGCCCAAAGGUCGAAUGUUGCACCCACAUCUUCUAGCCAACCAGGGGAUUCCACUAGUUCUAGGGUGAACAGCCAGGGUGCGGGCAGGGGUACAGCACAGCCAUCCAGUUCUGCAGUUGCUACAUCUCCAGCACCUCCUCCAGCUCGAGGCUCUCCAGCACCAGAGGGUGUGGUGCAGCUAGGGGUG